Molecule: messenger RNA, 1749 nt
Organism: Closterium sp. Yama58-4
Lineage: Eukaryota; Viridiplantae; Streptophyta; Zygnematophyceae; Desmidiales; Closteriaceae
Source: the annotation of a GenBank genome assembly
AUGGGGUUCAUCGACGGAAUUUCGGGGAACCUCAACAACAUCAGCAUGCCAUCGGUGGGGUCGGAUGUCGAUCCUUUCAAGGUCGCGGCGGGCUUAGCCGUCGCCGUCGGGGUCGCCGCGAUCGGCGGCGUCGCUGCAGCAGUGACGGUGGGAGGCAUCAUCGUUCUCCGAGAGCAGGGCCAGUUCAUGCUGCCAUGGGAGGACAAACCCAAGGCUGUCAGGCCAGCGCCGCUGACAGUGCAGCAGUGGAGGGACUGCUUUGACGACGCCACCGGUCGCUUGAAGGGCGGCGGCGAGACGGCUAUCGGCCGUGUCCGGCUUGGGGGAUGCGACGCAGAGAUCAGAGCCGAGGUCUGGCCGUUCCUCCUUGGCCUGUACGAGGCGGAGAGCACGGAGGCGGAGAGAGCGCAGCUGCGCGCGCAAAGGCGCGUGCUGUACGAGGAGAUCCGCGCGAUUGCGGCGCGCGUGGCGGUGAUUGCGCGGCAGGCGGAAGAAGAGGCGACGAGGAGGAUGAAGGAGGAGGAGGAGCGGGAGGAAAGGGAGGAGCGGGAGAGGGAAGAGAGGGAGAGGAAGGAAAGAGAGGAGAGGGAAAGGGAGGAAAGGGAGAGGGAGGAGAGAGGGGAAAGGGAGGGGGAGGAGUCGGAGAGAGGAAGGAGCAACGAAGGCGGCAGCAGUCAGGGGGAGGUCAGGUCCAGCGACAGAGGGGAUAAUGGCGGCGCUGGUGAUGGAAGUGAGAGUGGAAAUGGCGACGGUAAUGGUAGCAAUGGUGGCGAAAACAGUGGUGUUGGUAACGCGAGCGACGACGAGUUCAGUGAUGCGGUGUGCGUUGACUCCGCGUGCGCCAGCCUGUCCGUGUCCACCGAGUCUUUCGUGGAUCGAAUAAUGCGGUUGGAUGCGGUGCGAAUGAACGCCGCGUGGAUUCCAUACUCCACCCAAAAGGCUUUCCCCCCGGAAGAAGCAAUGGAGGCGGCAGCAGCCGCUGGCCUGCCGGAACACGGACACCUGUCUCCGCCCCAACGGCUGCAUGCCGCCCGGCUGGUGGCGAUUUUGGAGGCAUAUGCGGUGUAUGAUCCCGAGGUGGGGUAUUGUCAGGGCAUGAGCGAUCUGCUAUCCCCGUUUGUAGCUCUUUUGGAGGAGGAUUCGGAGGCGUUUUGGUGCUUCGUGGCGUUCAUGCAGCGAGGGGAGGCAGGGGAGGAUUGCGAGUGGGAGAAGGUAGAAGCAGAGGAGGCAGAGGACAAGGGACGUGGGGAGGGCGAGCGCAAGGGAGCGGAGGGAGAGGAGGGGGAAAGGGAGGGCUGGGAGAGGGACGACGAGAGUGCCCCUCUGCUGGACAACGGAUGGGGCGGCGCUUUUGGCUGGGCGGCUGGUGAUAAGAGCUCUGUUCGCUCUGACGUCACCACCACCACCACUGCUGCUGCUGCCAGUGCCACAAGCAGCAGCAGCAGCAGCAGCAUCAGUGCUCGUAACAAGUCUGCAGGAAAUGUUACAAGCAGAGAUACAAGUAGAGACAUGAGCAGGGAUGCGAGCAGGGUGAGUGGCAGUAGGAGGAAGAAGGCGUGGCAGGAGUGCCGCCCGCGCCCAGACUUCCUGCUCUUUGUGGUGGCGGCUAUUCUGGUGAGCCGCAGGGAGCAGGUGCUGUGCUGCCAGGGGCUGGACGGGGUGCUUCUUUUGUGCAACUCUUUGUCGGGGCAGCUGGACGUGUGGGAGCUCAUGCACUGCGCCAGGCAAUUGGCUGCUCGCCUGCCUUAA